Verticillium dahliae VdLs.17 is the source of this 423-nucleotide messenger RNA. RefSeq lists its product as uncharacterized. The transcript has a single exon. Bases 1 to 423 code for a protein of 140 amino acids. NCBI's taxonomy places the organism in Eukaryota, Fungi, Ascomycota, Sordariomycetes, Glomerellales, Plectosphaerellaceae. The record is from RefSeq and is a predicted model, not a curated record.
AUGGACAGCCUCUUCGUCCUCGACAGCACGGACGUGGCCCAGUGGGCCGCCAACGUUGCCGAGCCCGCCGCCGCCAUCGCGCGACGCUUCCUCGGCGGCGAGCCCACGCCUGAGCCGGUCAGCCUGUCGCCGCUGGCGCGCAAGGUCCUCGAGACGGAGACGGCAGGGCGCACGCCGUGUCAGAAGACGUGCCAGCUGUGCCAGGUCACCUGCACGACGGAGCAGGACUGGAAGAAGCACAUGCGCAGCAAGAGGCACCAUGCCAUCGCGCGCCGGACGAAGAGACGGGCGCUCGUCGUAGUCGAGCCGGAGGCAAGGCCAGAGGCAAGGCCGGAAAAGGAGGCAGAGGUAGCCAUAGCCGCCGAGUCUAGGGACUCGAGCCCCGAGAUAGGGUUGAGUGCAUUUGACUUGCCCGCGCCGUGA